AUGGAGAAUGACGUAGCACAUUUGGAAGUAAACUUUGAUGAGGAGAUUACUGCAGGAAUGUCCGUAAACUAUAUUUAUGUAAGCACGUGGGAGUGUGUACAAAAGUGCAUUAGCAUCCACGAAAACUACAAGACGGAUGAAGAGGAUACAUUUGGGUAUAGCACUGAAGAAGAAAACGACUACAAGAAAGAGGCUCCGAGUGACAUCGCAGCGAGGGUGCACAUGGAGAGCAUCAUUCUUGCAAAGAUCAACGGAUGGGAGAGAAAGAUCAGGACCAACUACAGCAUCUUUAAGAGUUCCCUUCAGUUUUUCCUGAGGUUUGGAGACUUUCUAAAGGAGCUUGCAGCACUGUCCGAAAAGUUGGUGGUGCAAAUAGAUGGUGUAGAUAAGACUCUUUUUCUCAACUUCCUUCUAGAUAGCUUCAAUCUAUUUGGAGAUGUAGAGGGGUUGAUCGAUGUGUUUAGACCCUCCAGACUUACUCCUGUCCAAAGAUCCGGGCUAACAAGCGAGGAGAUGCUGAGAACAUUGUUUCUCCUACAGAACAUUGAUGAGGGAAUGAGGAUAUUUCUAUCAUUUAAUGUGUUUGCAAUAUCUAUAUAUCAUGGAGAUAGAUACAUAGUGUGUCUUCUUGACAGCAUGUAUAGAGGAAUUGCUGCAAGGCUCCUUUUCAGCAAGAAAGGCUUAUGCAAGAAUUUCUCCCUGGAAUCGCAUAAGAGAGAGAAACUAGAAGCAGCGAUGAAGAGAUGUGCUCUGGUCAAACCAUUGCUCAAUGGGCUUUAUUUAUUGUUCGACAUCUUCAAUGUUGACGACGUUUCUCUUAGAGACAUUCUGUAUGUUCUCUUGACAUUUGUGUUUGAAGAGAGAGGAAUGAGGCUUGUAGAAUUCCUGGGUUUAAAUGACCUAUUUAUAUGUGCCGUCAAGUCUGUAUGCGGAGACUUAGUUCCAUCUCACAUGCUGAUGAUAGCAUGCCGUGACAAGCUGAAUAUGAAGUACAAGGUUGGAAAAAUGGGGCUGUCGAUUGAUUAUGUCUACAACUGGAUUUACAAGCCCCACCUUACCAUUAUGAUGCCCCAAUGGCUUUGCCGCUCAAGGCCUGGGGAAAGGAAUCUACAUGUGAUGGGAAGGCCUAUUGAAGCAAUAUCAGAUAGAGUCAGUGUGGAGCUCACCAGGGACGAUAAAGAGUCUAGCAGUGCAAGAGGACCAGCCUAUUCACCUCUAAGCAGGAGAUUAAGCAUCGGGUUAAGAGACAGAAGCCCAAAUAGAUUCAGAAGUAGACAAAGGUUGGAUUUUGGGGGUUGA
Messenger RNA from Encephalitozoon hellem ATCC 50504, 1299 nucleotides. RefSeq lists its product as uncharacterized. Bases 1 to 1299 code for a protein of 432 amino acids. The record is from RefSeq and is a predicted model, not a curated record. NCBI's taxonomy places the organism in Eukaryota, Fungi, Microsporidia, Unikaryonidae. The transcript has a single exon.